GAUUCCAUGAAUGCCCUGGUUUUAGAUUUGGACUUUCCGGCCUUGCGUAAAAAUAAGAACAUCGAGACCUUCUUGAAUAGAUAUGAGAAGGUUAUGGGCCAAAUAAGGGAGCUCCAGAUGAAGCCAGAUGAUUUUGACCGAGUGAAGGUGAUCGGUAGAGGAGCAUUUGGAGAAGUCCAGCUGGUUAGGCAUAAGGCCUCUCAGAAGGUGUAUGCAAUGAAGGUGCUCAGCAAGUUUGAAAUGAUCAAACGUUCAGAUUCUGCCUUCUUUUGGGAGGAACGUGACAUCAUGGCGUUUGCUGACAGCCCAUGGGUCGUGCAGCUGUGCUGUGCGUUCCAGGAUGACCGUUCUCUCUACAUGGUAAUGGAAUAUAUGCCAGGAGGAGAUCUUGUCAAUCUCACCAGUACAUACGACGUUCCAGAGAAGUGGGCAAAGUUUUACACUGCUGAGGUUGUGUUGGCUCUGGACGCCAUUCACUCCAUGGGCUUUAUUCACCGAGAUGUCAAACCGGACAACAUGCUACUGGACCGCUACGGACACCUCAAACUUGCUGACUUUGGGACAUGCAUGAAAAUGGAUGGGACGGGGAUGGUUCAUUGUGACACUGCGGUCGGAACCCCCGAUUACAUCUCACCGGAGGUUCUCAAGUCUCAGGGAGGGGACGGAUACUACGGACGCGAGUGUGACUGGUGGUCAGUGGGAGUAUUUAUCUACGAGAUGCUGGUUGGUGAUACACCGUUUUAUGCCGAUUCUCUGGUGGGGACCUAUAGUAAGAUUAUGGACCAUAAGAACUCUCUUAACUUUCCUGGUGACGUUGAGAUCUCUCAAGAAGCCAAAAACAUCAUCUGUGCCUUCCUAACAGACAGGGAGGUUCGCCUGGGUCGAAAUGGCGUAGAAGAAAUUAAAAGACAUCCUUUCUUUAAAAACGACCAGUGGACCUUCAGCACCAUUAGAGAGACUGCAGCACCUGUGGUUCCAGAGCUGAGCAGUGACAUAGACACCAGUAAUUUCGAUGAGAUAGAGGAAGAUAAAGGAGAAUUAGAGACCUUUCCCACAUCCAAAGCCUUCGUUGGCAAUCAGCUGCCAUUUGUGGGGUUCACCUACUUUAAAGAAGACCAGUUGUUGAAUGCUGUUAACAGUUCAGCAAUGAAAAAAGAUCACCCAGCAUCCAAGACAGAGGACAAUUUAGCACUCCAGAAGAAACUUCACUCUCUAGAAGAGCAGCUCAACAAUGAAAUGCAGGCCAAAGAUGAGCUGGAGCAAAAAUACAGAAGCAACUGUAGCCGCCUAGAGAAGAUCACCAAAGAGCUUGAUGAAGAAAUAAAUAGCAGAAAAGGGUUGGAGACUACUCUGAGACAGUUGGAGAGAGAGAAAGCUCUCCUACAGCACAAGAGCGUAGAGAGUCACCGCAGGGCAGAGAGUGAAGCCGACCGCAAACGCUGUCUGGAGAACGAAGUGAACAGUCUGAGGGAUCAGCUGGAUGAAAUGAAGAAGAAAAACCAGAACUCGCACAUCUCCAAUGAGAAGAACAUCCACCUGCAGACUGUGAAGAAUCUCAGUCUGAAGAUUGAGCAAGAGGUUCAGAAACGCACUUUGACUCAGAAUGACCUGAAGAUUCAGAACCAGCAGCUCAGCACCCUGCGAACAUCAGAGAAACAGCUCAAACAGGAGAUAAACCACCUGUUGGAAAUCAAACGUAGCCUGGAAAAACAAAUUAUGGAACUGCGCAAGGAGCGUCAGGAUUCUGAUGGACAGAUGAAGGAACUGCAGGAUCAGUUGGAAGCAGAGCAGUAUUUCUCUACGCUGUACAAGACACAGGUGCGGGAGCUGAAGGAAGAGUGUGAGGAGAGAAAUAAACUCUAUAAAGACAUGCAACAGAACCUACAGGAGCUUCAGGAGGAAAGGGAUUCUCUUGCGGCCCAGUUGGAGAUCACACUAACGAAAGCUGACUCAGAGCAGCUGGCGCGCUCCAUUGCGGAGGAGCAGUAUUCCGACCUGGAGAAGGAGAAGAUCAUGAAGGAGCUGGAGAUCAAAGAGAUGAUGGCCAGACACAGACAGGAGCUCGCUGAAAAAGACACCACCAUCACCUCAUUAGAGGAAGCUAAUCGCACAUUGACGAAUGAUGUGGCAAACCUGGCCAAUGAGAAGGAAGAGCUCAACAACAAGCUAAAGGAAACGCAGGACUACCUGCAGAAUCUCAAGAAUGAAGAGCAGUCCAUCACUCAAGUGAAACUUGCCCUUGAGAAACAGCUUCAGUCAGAGAGAACUCUCAAAACACAGGCAGUGAACAAGCUGGCAGAGAUCAUGAACCGAAAGGAGGUCAGAGGUGGUGGAAGUCGCCGUGGAAAUGAUACAGACGUGAGGAGGAAGGAGAAAGAAAACAGGAAGUUGCAGCUGGAGCUGCGUUCCGAGAAGGAGAAGCUCAACAGCACUAUCAUCAAAUACCAGAGAGAAAUCAACGACAUGCAAGCGCAACUGGCAGACGAGUCUCAGGUGCGUAUCGAGCUGCAGAUGGCUCUGGACAGUAAAGACAGUGACAUUGAGCAGCUGCGCAGCCUGUUGAACUCUCUUAACGUCCAGUCGCUCGACUCUGCCAGUAUGAGCAGUGGACCAGACAUGGACACUGACGAGUCAGUACCAGAGACAAGACUGGAGGGUUGGCUGUCUUUACCAGUGAGGAACAACACCAAACGCUUCGGGUGGGAAAGGAAGUAUGUUGUGGUGAGCAGCAAAAAGAUUCUUUUCUACAACAGCGAGCAGGACAAAGAGCAGUCCAAUCCUUACAUGGUUUUGGACAUAGAUAAACUUUUCCAUGUGCGUUCAGUAACCCAGACGGACGUCUAUCGCGCUGACGCCAAAGAGAUCCCCAGAAUAUUCCAGAUCUUGUACGCUAAUGAGGGUGAGAGCAAGAAAGAGCAAGAACUGGAACCUCUUCCUGGAGACAAGUCCAGCUACAUUUGCCAUAAGGGUCAUGAGUUCAUUCAUACCCUGUACCACUUCCCCACUAACUGUGAAGCCUGUACCAAACCCCUGUGGAACAUGUUCAAACCACCUCCAGCUCUCGAAUGCAGACGAUGCCACAUCAAGUGCCACAAAGACCACAUGGACAAGAAAGAGGAAGUCAUCGCUCCCUGCAGAGUGAACUACGAUGUGUCUACGGCUAAAAAUCUGCUGCUGUUAGCAUCUUCUCAGGAGUACCAGCAGAAAUGGGUUAGUCGGCUCAUGAAGAAGAUCCCUAAAAAACCUCCAGCACCAGAAGCCCCUCACCGCUCCUCUCCCAGAGUUCCUGUUAAAGUACAAAGCAGUCAAUCCAUGAGGAGACCCAGCCGACAAAUACCCUCCGGCAAACCCAGGUCUGUGCACAACCUAAAGGAACCAACAGCGUGUGCGGAGAAAUCUGGCUUCAUCUACCACAAGGGACACGAGUUUAUUCCUUUAUUCUACCACUUUCCUGCCAACUGUGAGGCCUGUACCAAGCCCCUGUGGAACAUGUUCAAACCUCCUCUGGCUCUGGAAUGCCAGAGAUGCCAGAUCAAAUGCCACAAAGAGCACAUGGACAAGAAAGAGGAAAGUCUCAGACCCUGUGCUCCAGACCCGUUCAACCCCCAGUUCAGCACGGGGUGAGAGGAGAACAUGGCCGACCUGGAAGUUGGAUGGAGGAUGUAUUGAUGUUUAGCUUUAGCAUGCUUCAGUAACAUCAUUCAAGAGCUUUCAAGGUUUAAAUCGCAGUGCUUGACUAGCAGAAUAACAUUUACGGUCUUUGCUAAUGGUGGCUAACUGGAUAUAAAGCUUAAACAGUGUUACGCUGGACUGCUUUUUGUAACUUGGGAUGCAAGAUGACAGCUUGGGCAUUAACAAAGCACUUUUUCUCUUUUGUAUCCAACUCAGGUUUUUAAUUGUGAUUAGUAACAGUGAAUUUAAAGGCUAAAUACUAAAAGUAUGCAUCAAACUUCUCACAUAGAGGUCUGUAUCUUCACCAAACUCAAGAUGCAUACAGAUGUACAGCCUUUAAAGCUUCAGCAGACAUUGAGCAGUGGCCAGUCUUAUUUUUAAGGUUUAGCUCAGAUAUAGUAAUUAUGUGCCAAGUUGUAGCUUCACCUUAGCGAAACUACCUCCAGACCUUACCGAGACAGUCUGUAGUGAGGUUGGUGAAGGCUUGGCUGAAUGCUCUCUCCUCCACCUGCAGGCCUCUGGAUUCGGAGCUUCAGGACUGGCACUGGGCUCUGGAUGACGUGGAUGAUGUAGAUUAUGACCAUACGUUUAAUUUCUGAGGAGCAUGUGUUGGGUUCAAACAGGGUAACUACUUACAAAAGGGCUCUGUUCCAAAACCUCCUAACCCACCUACUUUGGCAGCAUUUUGAUUAUUUGCUGUAAUGUAAUACACAAGAGGGGAAUCUUAACAGUCAGUAAUUCCAGUAAUUUGAUAUCAUAAAUGUUAUCAAAUGCUAAAUGUAAAUUAAAUUAAGAUAUUUUUGAUGGAAUCUGAGAGCUCUCUGACCCUCCC
Messenger RNA from Sinocyclocheilus rhinocerous, 4504 nucleotides. Its product is annotated as rho-associated protein kinase 2-like. Gene Ontology annotation, biological process: actomyosin structure organization; regulation of actin cytoskeleton organization; mitotic cytokinesis. Gene Ontology annotation, molecular function: ATP binding; small GTPase binding; Rho-dependent protein serine/threonine kinase activity. NCBI's taxonomy places the organism in Eukaryota, Metazoa, Chordata, Actinopteri, Cypriniformes, Cyprinidae. Gene Ontology annotation, cellular component: cytoskeleton; cytoplasm; centrosome. The transcript has 26 exons. The record is from RefSeq and is a predicted model, not a curated record. The coding region runs from base 7 to 3624 and encodes 1205 amino acids.